ACAACAACAAAAACUGAAGGGCCGAGAGUGCUUGAUCAGGCCCGGAAAGACGGGAGAGAGGGGGAGGAGGAGGAGGAGGAGAAAGGGAGGAGGCGAUGGAGGACUAGGUCACGUCAGACACGGAACGCUCAGUGAGGUUUCUGAAGAGGCGUGGGUGAGACCGUACGGGGACUGGAGAGAUCCGGGAUCUCGUCGUGUAGAGUUCCUUUCCGGGAGGUAUCGGUGUGUUUCACCUGUCCGGGUGGAUCCGCGCACGCUGAAGGGAGGAUCCGUUCGUUCCGAGCGGAGAUCCAUGCGAUCCACGGCCGAGGCCACGCACACGCUCCCUCUUGCUCGUCUCCACACAGCCCACAGUCAUGGGGGACCAGUUGGAGGAGUUGAGGCAGCAGUUGGAGAAACAGACGCUGAUCAACAAGGAGCUCCAGAACCACAACAAGGAUCUGGAGAAAAGACUGCAGGAGAAGGAGAAGCUGCUCCAGGAACUGCAGAGUCACUAUCACGACCUCGAGUUCCCCACUCAGAAGAACAGCUAUGAGGGCGAGCCAGAGGUCAGGAUGAGCCGAGCGGCCGUCAUGGCCCCCGAGCCAAUCCCCGAAGACCUGGAGAUCACACAGACCAGGGUCAAGAAGACCUUCGGCGAGACCAGUCUGAUCGUCAAGGCGAUCGGGAAGAAUGACUUCCUGAGUCGGCUGGAUGACGAGCAGACCGCCAUGAUGGUGGAUUUACUAGUGUCCGUCGACUUCAAGCCCGGGAAGGAUGUCAUCGAGGAGGGAACAGAGGGAGAUCGCAUGUACAUCGUAGCAGACGGCGACCUCCAUGUGACCCAAGCCGGCCGCAACCUCCGAACUCUGACCUCUGGGGAUGUGUUUGGGGAGCUGGCCAUCUUGUACAACUGCAAGCGUACAGCCACGGUCAAAGCCAGCACAGCUGUGCGUCUGUGGUGCAUGGAGAGACAGACCUACAGGACCAUCAUGACUGACAAGUCCAAGAAGAAACGAGAGCAAGUCAUGGGCUUCUUGAAGACGGCCCGCACUCUGAAGGACCUGAAUGACGUCCAACUCUCCAAGAUCAUAGAUUCCAUGGAGGAGAUGAAGUUCCAGAACAAUGAUGUCAUUGUCAAGGAGGGGUCUGAAGGCAACACGUUCUACAUUAUCCUCAAAGGAAAGGUCCAGGUGACUAAGAAGGUGAACGGUCAGCAGAAGCAGAUUCGCACCAUGAGCACAGGGGAACAUUUCGGGGAACUGGCCCUCAUACGAGAGAUCCUAAGAACAGCCACCUGCACUGCCAUCGGCCCUGUCACCUGUUUCUCCAUCGAUAAGGAGGUGUUUGAGGAGACCAUUCCUAUUGAGCACCUGGAGCUCCACAACGACUUCAACAUGGAACAGACAGACGCUCCAGAGAGGACGAGCUCCAGCUCCUCUCUGACGCUGAAGGACCUGGUCCCAGUGCUGUACCUGGAGGGACGUUACCAGGGUCAGCACGUGACCCUGGGGGUGGGAGGCUUCGGCAGAGUCGAGCUGGUGACCACCAUCCACCAUGGGAAGUACUUUGCCACGAAGCGGGUCAGUAAGAAGCUGAUCGUUGCCAAGCGACAGCAGGAGCACGUCCUGUUUGAGAAGAGGAUCCUCAAGGCCAUCCAGAGUGACUUCAUCGUCAGGCUGCACGGUGCCUUCAAGGACUCUCGCUACAUCUACAUGGUCAUGGAAUUCUGUUCUGGAGGAGAGAUCUGGACCAAACUCAAAGAAGUGGGCCGUUUUGAUGAGCCAGUCGCUGUGUUUUGCACAGCCUGUGUGGUGGAGGCCUACUCCUACCUCCACAAGAAGGGUAUCAUGUACAGGGACCUCAAACCUGAGAACCUGAUGCUGGACUCUAAAGGCUACGUCAAAGUGGUGGACUUUGGCUUCGCCAAGGAGCUGGUGCGGGGUGCGAAGACCUACUCGUUCUGUGGGACCCCUGAGUACAUGGCCCCGGAGAUCAUCCAGAACCAGGGCCACGACUUUGCGGCCGACUUCUGGUCCCUCGGGGUCCUGGUCUACGAGCUGCUGGUGGGGAGCCCCCCCUUCUCCAGCUCAGAGCCCCAGAAGAUUUAUGCGAAGAUUCUGGACGGGGUUCUUAAGUUCCCCCCUUACAUGAGCGAGGCUGCCAAAUCCCUCAUCAGUAAACUGUGCAGGCCUCGGCCAGGUCAGAGGUUAGGAAACACCAAGAACGGCAUCAAAGAUGUCCGGAACCACAGGUGGUUCAGCAGUAUGAACUGGCACAAGCUGCGUGUGGGUCAGGUGGAGGCUCCUACAGUCAAGCUCAUACGCAAGGGCCCCUGCUACAUCAACUUUGAUCGUUUCCCGUACGAGCAGCCUCAGGCUGAGGAGGAGUUCUCGGACUGGGACCGUGACUUCUGAUUGGACGUCACGGUCGGACGGAAGCCACAGAGGGUCAAAGGUCAUGAGACCAGGUACUAAUGGGCGAUUUCGGUUUGGCCCUCAACACUCCAUUUUAGACUGCCACAGGAGCAGGACUACGUACAUCAUCAUGACAUCACAGAAACAUCAUCAAAAACAAAUGGCUGCAAUGUACUCACAGAUGAACAAUGUCACAAUGACCUCCUGAAUAACUGAUAAAAAGACCUCACAGAUCAACUGUCAUAGUGGCUUUACAGGACUUGUUACCCCCUCUGGGUCUUUGAGUCAGCUUGUAGAGAUGCAUACAGUAUGAUGGAAAUGUAAUCUAAAAGGAUAUUAGGUUGAGAUGUGGCGGUUGUGUGUGUAUGUGUGUGUGUUCAAAGGAAUAUGCACUUCCCCAAAGAAAAAGAAAACUUUGUCCUACUAACAUGCUAAUUUAGUGCCUUUUUGUGCCGAUAACCACCUCAACCAGAGGUGACAAUUAUUUCAAGAAUCAAAACUUCAUGUUACACAUUCUGUGGCUGUGAACAUCUAAGUUCUGAUAUAUACAUUUAUCACUCAAGUAAUAUACAAAUGGGUUUUCAAGGUUGUGCCAAUGUUAUCUUUUUUUCCAAGUUGUCAAAAAAAGAAUGGUGUUUGUGCCUGAUAAGAUAGUAUUCUUUCAUUUCAGUUGAUAUGCAUCUUUUAAUGUGCCUUUCAUUCAUCUUUUCUGCAUUCUGCUGUUUUGAUUGUUUUCCGAGUGUUUUAAUCAUCUCUGCAUAUCCUUAUCAUGAUCCCUUAUGGCUAGAGCUCGGUAAAUAAACUAUUUUGCUUGUUCA
This is a messenger RNA of Osmerus eperlanus (European smelt), 3214 nucleotides long. RefSeq names its product protein kinase cGMP-dependent 3 (gene prkg3). Lineage: Eukaryota; Metazoa; Chordata; Actinopteri; Osmeriformes; Osmeridae. The transcript has 22 exons. Gene Ontology annotation, molecular function: cGMP-dependent protein kinase activity; ATP binding. The coding region runs from base 357 to 2396 and encodes 679 amino acids. The record is from RefSeq and is a predicted model, not a curated record. Gene Ontology annotation, biological process: protein phosphorylation.